Molecule: messenger RNA, 3992 nt
Organism: Cucurbita maxima (winter squash)
Lineage: Eukaryota; Viridiplantae; Streptophyta; Magnoliopsida; Cucurbitales; Cucurbitaceae
Product: phytosulfokine receptor 2
Exons: 1
Coding region: 725-3871 (1048 amino acids)
Biological process (GO): protein phosphorylation
Molecular function (GO): receptor serine/threonine kinase binding; protein kinase activity; ATP binding
Source: RefSeq, a predicted model, not a curated record
AAUCACAAACAAAAGAGUGAAAAAAGAGACAAGUUUUCAGACCUGUAAACCCUCCUCAAGUUUCACCUCCAAAAAGCCACCAUUUUUUCCCCUCCUCAAGUCAGCUCUCUCUCUCACUCCAAUUAUAUAUAUAUAUACUGUAAAGUACAGUGGUUCUCCGCCCCUGCUCUCCCCCUCCUCGGCUCCUCCUUUUCACUUUUUGAUAUCUUUUUUCCAAACCCAGAUUUGACAUUGCUUCUCGGAACUCUAACCUCAGAUUUCUCGCAACAGUUCACCCAGAAAAUGAGGCGUUUCUGACGCUGCUGUCUCUUUACUUACUUUACGUACUUCAUUUGCAAGUCAUGAUCUCCACUGGCCCUGCGAAAAUCAUUUCUUUAUUUGUUUCUCCUCCUCUCUUCCUUUUCAAGCUUCUCUUACUCUUCUUCUUCUUGUCUCUUUGGGAUCUGAUAUCGUUUUGGCAUAUGGGUUUCUCCAAGUUUCUUUUGUUCUGUUGAGUUAUGGCUUUCUGGUGUUCAUUUUGACGUUCAAUUCUGGGUUCAUCUGUUCUGUUUAUCGGGAAAGGGUUUGGAAUCUGAUUGGGAUUGGUGAUUUCAUCUUUAUUUUGCUUCUUUUGCAAGUUGCUCAACUUGGGAUGCUCCUCCUUCUCUUCCACAUAUUAUAGUUUGCAAGAUUUUUCUUUAUUUGGAUUCCUCUCAUUUCUUAACAGCUAAGUGUAUGACCAGAUAUGGUGCUUUCUCUUGUCAAACCGGCUUUCCUCAAAUGGAUGUUAUUAUUGAGUUGCUUGUUUUCCUUCUCUUUGGGUCUGAAACAGUCGAAUAAACUCUGUGAUCCAAAAGAUUUACUGGCAUUGAGGGGCUUUCUGAAUAGCCUUUCAAAUAGUUCUGUUAUCUCUGUAUGGUUGAAGGAACCCAACUGCUGCAUUUGGGAUGGUGUCGUUUGUGGAUAUGAUAGCAACAGCUCUAUCACUAACAGAGUUACCAGGUUAGAACUGCCUAAUAUGAAUCUGAAAGGCAAGAUUUCACAGUCUCUUGGUGGUUUAGAUCAGUUAAUUUGGCUGAAUCUAUCAUACAAUCAGCUUGAAGGUGUUUUGCCAACAGAAUUCUCAAGCUUGAAGCAACUCCAGGUAUUGGAUUUGAGUUACAAUAAGCUGUCAGGAUCAGUCACCAAUGCAACUUCAGGAUUGAUAUCUGUUCGUGUUCUUAAUAUUUCCAGUAAUUCAUUCAUUGGGGAUUUCCCCCAGCUAGUGGGAUUUCAGAAUCUUGUUGCCUUCAAUAUAAGUAACAAUUCUUUCACAGGACAGUUUUCUUCACAGAUUUGCAAUUCCUCCAACAUGAUUCAGGUUGUUGAUAUUUCACUGAACCAAAUAUCCGGCAAUCUUCAAGGAGUGAACGAUUGCAGCAAAUCUCUCAAACAUUUCCGUGCAGAUAAUAACUUGCUUACUGGACAUCUUCCAGAAUCAUUGUAUUCGUUAUCAUUUUUGGAGUACUUUUCAAUCCCUGGAAACAGCUUCUUUGGCCAGUUAAGCAUGGAUCUGAGUAAGCUUUCUAGGCUUGAAUCCUUUAUCGUAUUCGGAAACAAGUUUUCUGGGGAACUUCCAAAUGUGUUCGGUAAUUUUUCAGAAUUACGGGAGUUAGUUGCACAUUCCAACUUGUUCUCUGGAAUUUUGCCUUCAUCUCUGUCAUUGUGCUCAAAGCUUAGAGUUCUUGAUCUUAGAAAUAAUUCCUUUACUGCUGCUAUAGAUCUCAAUUUUUCUAGGCUACCAGAUCUUCAAAUGCUUGAUCUAGCCUCUAAUCACUUUUCGGGGCCUCUACCGAAUUCUCUAUCUGAUUGCCAUGAAUUGAAAACUCUUAGCCUUGCCAAGAACAAGUUAACUGGUCAAAUUCCUCGAGAUUAUGCUAAGCUUUCCUCUCUGUCCUUUCUAUCUUUGUCGAACAACAGUAUUAUAGACUUGAGUGGUGCAUUAUCUAUUCUACAUAAUUGCAAGAACCUGACUGUUCUUAUUCUUACAAAGAACUUUCGUAAUGAGAAAAUUCCACAGAGUGAAACUGUUUUCGACAACUUGAUGCUUUUGGCAUUUGGUAACUGUGGCCUGAGAGGACAAAUUCCAGGUUGGUUAGUAGGUUGCAAGAAAUUGAGCAUCCUUGAUUUGUCUUGGAAUCACUUAGAUGGAAGUAUCCCUGCUUGGAUUGGUCAGCUGGAGAAUUUAUUUUAUUUGGACUUAUCCAACAAUUCUCUGACAGGAGAAAUCCCAAAAAGCUUGACACAGAUGAAAGCACUAAUUUCCAGAAACUGCAGCUUGUCGGGUUCGACAUCAUCUGCUGGAAUCCCCCUUUUUGUCAAACGAAAUCAAAGUUCCACUGGUUUGCAAUACAACCAAGCGUCGAGCUUUCCACCAUCGAUUUACUUGAGCUACAACAGAAUUAAUGGAACUAUUUGGCCAGAAAUUGGUGGAUUAAAAGGGCUGCAUGCCUUGGAUUUGAGUAGGAACAAUAUAACUGGGUCCAUCCCAAACACCAUAUCAGAGAUGGAGAACUUGGAAGCCUUAGAUUUGUCGAAUAAUGAUCUUUAUGGACGAAUUCCUCCAUCACUUAACAAGCUUACAUUCUUGUCAAAGUUCAGCGUGGCAAAUAAUCACUUGGAGGGACCAAUUCCAAAUGGAGGGCAAUUCUUAAGUUUUCCCAGCUCAAGCUUUGAUGGUAAUGCAGGACUUUGUGGGGAAAUCGACAACCCUUGUCGUUCUGUUGAUGGGUUAGAAAAAAGACCUGAAACCGACACUUACUCAAAGAGAAAAGUUGGGAGAAGUGUCAUUCUCUGCCUUACAGUCGGAGCGGCUGCAGCAAUCCUCCUGGUCCUUACAGUGGUUCUACUCAAAAUGUCCAGGAAAGAUGUUGGAGAUCGGAAUAACAGUUUUGACGAGGAAUUUGACCGGCCUAACAGGUUAUCUGGAGCUCUUGGAUCAUCAAAGUUGGUGCUCUUUCAGAAUUCAGAAUGCAAGGAUCUUACAGUUGCAGAGUUGUUAAAAGCUACUUGCAAUUUCAACCAAGCAAACAUAAUCGGCUGUGGUGGAUUUGGCCUGGUUUACAAAGCCAGCCUUCCCAAUGGUUCAAAAGCUGCAGUCAAGAGGCUUACAGGAGAUUGUGGUCAGAUGGAACGCGAAUUCCAAGCUGAAGUAGAAGCUCUUUCUCGAGCGCAGCAUAAGAACCUUGUUUCUCUUCAAGGUUACUGCAAACAUGGAAACGACAGGCUAUUAAUUUACUCCUACAUGGAGAAUGGAAGUUUGGACUAUUGGCUUCAUGAGAUUGUUGAUGAUGAAGAUUCAAUACUAAAAUGGGAAGCAAGACUCAAAAUCGCACAGGGUGCAGCUCAUGGAUUGGCUUACUUGCAUAAGGAAUGUCAGCCAAACAUAAUUCACCGCGAUGUCAAGUCGAGCAACAUACUUCUGGAUGACAAAUUCGAGGCACAUUUAGCUGAUUUUGGCCUUUCAAGAUUACUCCGGCCGUAUGACACUCAUGUUACCACGGACUUGGUUGGGACAUUGGGUUAUAUCCCUCCCGAAUACAGCCAGACAUUAAUUGCAACUUGCAGGGGCGAUGUAUACAGUUUUGGCGUUGUUCUUCUCGAGCUUCUAACUGGGCGGAGGCCUGUAGAGGUAUGCAAAGGUAAAGCUUGCAGGGAUCUGGUAUCAUGGGUGAUUCAGAAGAAAUCAGAAAAGAAAGAAGAGGAGAUUAUUGAUCCUGCAAUUUGGGAUACAAAUAGCAAAAAGCAGAUUUUAGAGGUCCUUAGUAUUACUUGUAAAUGCAUAGACCAAGAUCCAAGGAAGAGACCUUCGAUUGAAGAAGUUUCUUCAUGGCUAGAUGGUGUUACAUUGUAGGUUUUUCCAUUCUCAACGUUUGGUUUGUAUUUCAUCCCUCGUAUAUCAAACUGGAUAUUGUAAAGCAAAACUAUUUAAAUCAAUCUUACCAGGCUGUGAGUAAAGGUAGGAAGGAUGGAAA